ACACAUUUCAAAUCAUGUGGGAAAUGGCAUGAACAUGCUACUACUACACUGCUAGAUCUUUGUUUCACUUUGGUUUUUUAACUAAAAAUAAUUUUUAAAAAAAUGAAUUACACAUUUAUUAUUGCAAAUAGUAAAAUAUCUUGGAAAUUCCAGGGGCAUUUGUCCAGAGACGUUACUAAUUCCUCACCUAGUUGUUGGCAACACGUAUGGUAAUUCAGAUUUAGAAAUGUAUCACAGUAAAUUCAUUUGUAAAACCCCGGUACCUCACACCUCGUCUGUGUUGGUCAGUUUUUUCUGAAGAAUGCUGAUCCAACCUCCCACUGAAUUCCAACCUGGAGCAAAGCGCUCAUUAUGUAUCCCACUGUAGAUGUGUGUGUCCAUGAGAUUCAAAUGAUGGAGCAGAGUCUGGGAAAGAUUUUCACUUGUUACCAAAGGAGAGCAUAGACCAUGGUUAUUGUUUCUGGAAUUGGUCUUUACGCUAAUUUGGAAAAAAAUAUUGGACCUGCCAACUGUAUUUUGCUUCUGUUAGUCAUUGCUGAGUCAUUUUAAUGAUUGGACUGAGAACUAUACUGGAUCAACCUUUUCUUAGCUUUUAGUGCUCUAGUUCAAUUAUUAAAAAAACAAAACAACAACAUACUGAUUUCUUUCUUUCUAACUUGUAUUUACCAUGUUAGCUUUAUACAGAGAGGUUUUUCUUUUUCUUUUUUUUUCACGAGCCUCCAUUGUCUCUCUUUUCCAGCUAGCUCUAUGUACUUUCUGUUAGACUGUUCCAGGCUGUUCAAAAAAAGAACCCCCCACUGUGUUGUGAAAUCUUUGUUGUGCACUGUACAUCAUCAGCCUUUGUGGCCACAUAGUGCAAUUCCAGUUUCAAGAGAAGUGGGUCAACUUGUGUGGUCAGCCUGUUUACCUUUCCCAUGCCCAACAAGUUACUUUCAAUGGGGCUUUAGGAUUUUAAAAACAGCCAUUAAACAUGACAUGGCAAAGCCCAGAUGUGAAAUAUUAAUUCUGGAAAGCUCAAGAUCACUCUAAGCUCCAGCCAUGGGUGACUGGUCUAUACUUGGUCGCUUUCUAUCAGAGGUCCAGAACCACUCCACUGUGAUUGGUAAGAUCUGGCUCACCAUGCUGCUUAUCUUCCGCAUCCUGCUGGUGGCGCUAGUGGGUGAUGCUGUGUACAGUGACGAGCAGUCAAAGUUCACCUGUAACACUCAGCAGCCUGGAUGUAGCAACGUCUGCUAUGACACCUUUGCCCCUGUAUCACACCUGCGAUUCUGGGUUUUCCAAAUCGUUCUGGUCUCCACACCGUCCAUCUUCUACAUCGUGUUUGUGCUGCACAAGAUCGCAAAAGAUGACAGGCUUGACACGCCGAGAGCAGAGGCCGUGAUUCAGAGGCCUUCCGUACAGAAAUGUGUCGACACAAGGAAGGACGGCAUGGAGGCACUGAUGGUUGGAAUGCCCACUUACUGUCCACACCGUGCCGAGGAGUGGGAGGUGAGAGAGAGGGAUGAUGUGGAGCAGAGUUCUCCACAGGAGGACUACAGCAAAGUGGGAGAGGACCCAACCCAUCAGUCCAGCCAAGUCCUACUCAUCUACAUCCUCCACGUGUUACUGCGAUCUGUCAUGGAGAUCACCUUCUUGGUGGGCCAGUACUUCCUGUUUGGAUUCGAGGUGCCACACCUGUACCGCUGUGAGACCUACCCCUGCCCUACUCGCACGGACUGCUUUGUGUCACGAGCCACUGAAAAGACCAUCUUCCUGAACUUCAUGUUCAGCGUCAGUCUGGGCUGCUUCGUGCUCAACAUCGCCGAGCUCCACUACCUGGGCUGGGUCUACAUUUUUCGUGUCCUGUGCCUAGCGUGCUCCUCCUGCUGCAGUCAGAACAGGGACGCGGUCAAACUGUACCCAAACCACAACCCGCUGCUGCUGCACCUCAGGCAUUCUCUGAGAGGUCAGCUCGUUGUCCAGACUCCUGCAGCCCUGCCCGCUGAGAAGGCGACAGGUUUGCUCCGUCACACCCCUGCUAUAUCUUUUGAGACAGAUUCAACGGUGGAAUGCACCUCUAAGAGAAGUCCAGAGAGCAGAGACAAGGUGAAGGUCAAGCUGGCCAACAUGACCAGACUAGGACGUACUAAAAAGUCCUGGUUGUGAAAAACAGGACAAUUGAUUCAAGACAGUUGUCGCUGUUGGCGUUCAUAUUUCUCUGUGACUGACAGAGGAAAGGGAACUGGAUAAAUAAAGUCCUUCACCUGG
This is a messenger RNA of Cynoglossus semilaevis (tongue sole), 2247 nucleotides long. Its product is annotated as gap junction Cx32.7 protein. Gene Ontology annotation, biological process: cell-cell signaling. The transcript is spliced from 2 exons. The coding region runs from base 1039 to 2145 and encodes 368 amino acids. Gene Ontology annotation, molecular function: gap junction channel activity. The record is from RefSeq and is a predicted model, not a curated record. Lineage: Eukaryota; Metazoa; Chordata; Actinopteri; Pleuronectiformes; Cynoglossidae. Gene Ontology annotation, cellular component: connexin complex.